Histoplasma capsulatum G186AR is the source of this 1392-nucleotide messenger RNA. RefSeq lists its product as uncharacterized. The record is from RefSeq and is a predicted model, not a curated record. Lineage: Eukaryota; Fungi; Ascomycota; Eurotiomycetes; Onygenales; Ajellomycetaceae. The coding region runs from base 1 to 1392 and encodes 463 amino acids. Gene Ontology annotation, molecular function: transaminase activity; pyridoxal phosphate binding. The transcript has 3 exons.
AUGUCUCUUUGGCUAUCCUCGGUAUUAUCAAGGUUAUUCCCGCCGUUCCGAGGGCACAUCCAUGCUCCAGACUGCGCGUCGUCAGAUUUCCUACCAGAUCACGAUCUGCACAACUCCUGGGGUUGCGAUUACUCAAGCCAGAGCGUCGUGAAUCAUGAAAAAUUACGCCAUUUGUGGGAGCAAUAUGGUCGGGACCCAACCGGAGUACGACGGAACUACCACAAUCUUCUCAGGGAAUAUACUACUCUCUUCCGGAACUUCUUCAAUGGAUACUAUCCGAUUUCACUGCAUGCCCAUGUCAGCGACGCACUGCUCCCAACCACAGUAUCCAGCCUGAUUCAGAAUACCUGCGCCUCCAGUCCUCUCGUUCUAAACAAUCCGGCUUUGGCUCCGAGUUCAUCGGCCACUGAAGAUGGGAAGAAAAUUCAGCAGUUUGUACUGGAUUAUCUGGGGUGGGAGGAGUUGCAUGUAACGCAUCCGAGGUUUGCAGUUGUUCAGGGAUUGUAUGGGGCUGCCUUUGGUCCUCUUGCUCAUGCUUCCAAAGAAUGGGAGGUACAGAUUAUCGCCUCUGGGCCCAAACCAAUCGUGGUUCGCGUCGAUAACGACAUGUCAAGGGAAGCUCUAAGCGCAUCUUUAGCACAAGCAAAGGUGCAAGGUUCUAUUGCAGUGGUCGUUGAUAUGGUCAGCACAGAGGAUGGCUCAAUCCUCCCUCCAGAGCGGUUCAAAUUGCUCCAGACAUGCUGCGCAGAAAACAAGCUCUGGUUGAUUGUCGAUGAAGCUCUAACAGCCAUCAGAUGCGGUUCUCCAUUUGCAUUCCAACGAACCGAGUACGGCAGUGAAAAGCCAGACCUGGUCGCCUUCGGGAAAGGGCUAGGGACCAGCGGCAUCGCAAUGAGCUUUGAUAGCCCCAUGACUCGUCCUCUCGGUUUCUCAAAGGAAGAGUACAUCCAUCAGACCAUCAUGUACUGGCGUGCUCUAGUCAGUAGACCAGUAACAAUCCCAGUCCUGUUGAAAGCCAUGGGAAUACUUUAUACGGCCAAAACUGAGAACUGGGUGCAAAGGAGCCUUAAAAUCGGGCAGACCUUCUAUGAUGUCAUCCAGGAAUAUUGCCCUGGCGAACCUGUGAAAGGGCUGGGGGCCAUACUUGUCCUUGAUAGAGACACCUCCAUGCGACUGCAUGUUAUGGCAGGGAUUAGAAGGAGAUGCCCGUGGGUUCGCUGGUUGCCCAGACUUGAUGCAGUGAAUGCAGACCGUGCAGCUCUGGCGGCUUGUGUGUUCGGAGAGCAAAGCAAAAUUCGACGGGCAAAGCUGAGUGCGGAAGCUGAGAAAAUGGGAACACUACCACCGUGGUGUUUCCAGCCCAACAAUUUCUACAUGAAAGAGGGUAAAUGA